AUGGGCAACAACCAGAACCCCCGUGCCUAUUAUGCACCCACCGGCGGAUUGCCGCCCCAGACACAGCUUCUCACCGACCGAGCGAUGUUCACAGAAGCGUAUGCGGUCAUUCCCAAGGGCACCUUCAGCGACAUCGUGACGAGCUUCUUACCCUUCUGGGAGAAGACGCGGUUGUGGGUGAUUGCCCGUCCGUUGUCGGGCUUUGCCGAGACCUUUUCGCAAUACAUCAUGGAAGUGCAACCCGGGGGCGGCAGUGACCGUGCCGAGCUCGAUGACGGGGCCGAAGGCGUGCUGUUUGUGGUCGAAGGCGAGGUGACGGUGACCGUGGGAAGCGAAAAGCACACGCUCACCGAGGGCGGUUAUGCCUAUCUGCCGCCGAAAAGCGGAUGGACUCUACGCAACGAGGGCGCCGCUACCGCCCGUUUCCAUUGGAUUCGCAAGGCGUAUGAAUAUGUGAACGGGCUGGAGGCGCCGGACCCGCUGUUCCGGAACGAAAAGGAGAUCGCGCCCACCGAGAUGCCGAGCACCAACGGCGCCUGGGCCACCACACGGUUCGUGGACCCGAACGACCUGCGUCACGACAUGCAUGUUACCAUCGUCACCUUCCAGCCGGGAGGUGUCAUUCCUUUCGCGGAAACCCAUGUGAUGGAACACGGGCUUUACGUACUGGAAGGCAAAGCGGUGUACCGGUUGAAUCAGGACUGGGUGGAGGUGGAAGCAGGCGACUUCAUGUGGCUCCGUGCCUUCUGCCCACAGGCCUGCUACGCGGGUGGCCCCGGUAAAUUCCGCUACUUGCUCUAUAAGGACGUGAACCGCCACAUGAAGUUGUCGCGUUCGUAA
Messenger RNA from Aspergillus clavatus NRRL 1, 840 nucleotides. RefSeq lists its product as uncharacterized. The transcript has a single exon. The record is from RefSeq and is a predicted model, not a curated record. Gene Ontology annotation, molecular function: ureidoglycine aminohydrolase activity. Bases 1 to 840 code for a protein of 279 amino acids. NCBI's taxonomy places the organism in Eukaryota, Fungi, Ascomycota, Eurotiomycetes, Eurotiales, Aspergillaceae.